This is a messenger RNA of Mesorhabditis spiculigera, 837 nucleotides long. NCBI's taxonomy places the organism in Eukaryota, Metazoa, Nematoda, Chromadorea, Rhabditida, Rhabditidae. The record is from the annotation of a GenBank genome assembly.
AUGCCGACGAGUACUACAGUAUCCCCAGCCACCUCAACACAAUCCGCCGACAGCGAUCUCGUCGCCCACUUCGUCCCUUCGACCACCGACGUCGCCGUCACCAUCGCGUAUUUUGUUAUAGCCAUCACGGCGGCUUCGCUGAAUGCAAUCGCGUGUAUCAUUGUCGUCCGGAAUACGCGCGUCAAUUCUGGCAUCAAGAUAAUCCUCUCCAUAAACCGUUUCUCAGCCGUCGCGUACAUGGGCCGAUACUAUACGCGGUUGAAGCGGCUUCUCUACGUAGAGUUUAUCCUAUUACCCCUGAUCCCUGUCACACUAAUGACGCUUGGGACAUUCUAUGAUGGCAACUGCCGCUUCUUCCACCCACUUGCCUAUGCCGUCUACAAUAUUGGCGACUUUUUCCUGACCAUGAUUCCAACACUAAAUUGGACCAUCUUUGCCCUGUUGAUUGUAGCGAUCAGCUUGGACACUUACACGCUGCUGAUGCUCAGAAUCCGACUAAGCCAAACGAAUUUCAAGUCAAAUCAUGGCGGCAACUUCACGAGAACCGAUAUGCAGCUCUCGAAACAGAUGGUGGCUACUCAAGGCUCCGGGCUCUUCUAUUUGUGUAUUUCGUUUGUCCACCAAUAUACUCCGGCCAAAUUAACUCUACAACCUAUCGUCUCCUUCAUCGCCAACAUGUUCAUACCGGCUUGUUUUAGCUGCUAUAUUGGGCUCCUAACCAUCAUUUUCCUACGCCAGAAGAAGGUGCUUGUGCUAGAGAAAGCCAAGGAAGCUGCUGCCGCUCCCACAUCGACCAGUCAGGCACCACUCUCCCUAAAAUGGUCAACAACCCAUAGG